AUGUCAUUGCCGUUCAGUACCCCGCCCUCUACGGCGACGGCCUCCCUCACACCAUUCAAGGCCAACAUUUCCAACGCCAAACUUGAUGAGCUCGAGACGUUGAUAAAGAUAGCGAAAUUCGCACCGCCCACCUACGAGAAUUCCCAAACAGACCAUCGCUAUGGUGUCUCUACAGACUGGCUAGUGACCAUGCGGGAUCAGUGGCUGAGGUCUUACAACUGGAAAUCCUCCGAGGAUCGAAUCAAUAGUUUCCCUCAGUAUACGACGGAGGUGGAAGGUCUUACAGUUCAUUUUGUAGGGUUAUUUUCGAAAAGGAAGGAUGGUGUUCCUCUGUUAUUGUUGCAUGGAUGGCCUGGGAGCUUCCUCGAGUUUUUGCCUAUACUACACAGGUUCCGAGAGGAGUACACGCCGGAAACCUUGCCUUAUCACCUGAUUGUGCCUUCGCUGCCAGGUUACGCAUUUUCUUCUGGACCCCCAUUGGAUACGAACUUUGGAACAGGUGACAUUGCUCGCGUGUUGGAUCAAUUAAUGAAAAACCUCGGCUUUGGAAGCGGAUAUAUUGCCCAGGGAGGUGACAUUGGAAGUCGGAUUGCCAGACACUUGGGCGCGGACCAUGAGAGCUGCAAAGUCAACGUGGUUUUCAUGAGAAAGCCAGACGGCAUGACGGACGACCACCUGAAUGCCUUUGAGAUAGAGGGCGUUAAGAGGAUGACGAACUUCGCGACUGCGGGCGCCGGCUAUGCGAUGGAGCAUGGCACUCGACCCAGCACCAUCGGACACGUCUUGUCAUCGAGCCCAAUCGCUCUACUAGCGUGGAUUGGAGAAAAAUUCCUGGAAUGGGCCGACGAUCCGCUUGCCCCGGAUGAUAUUUUGGAAUCUGUCACUUUGUACUGGCUUACGGAGACGUUCCCUCGAGCGAUCUAUACUUAUCGACAGAGCUAUCCUCCGCCACCGAUUCCAGCUUCCAAUGACCCCCGUUGGUAUAUACACAAGCCAUUUGGAUUUUCUUCUUUUCCGAUGGAGCUUGCUCGGCUGCCACGCUCGUGGAUUGAAACUACUGGAGACUUGGUAUUCUGGGAGCAGCACCAGAAGGGUGGUCAUUUCGCGGCACUAGAGCGGCCUGAUGAAUUGAAAGCGGACCUGGUCAAGUUCGUUGACCAGGUGUGGCCAGGCAUUACCGGAGCCGAAUAA
Messenger RNA from Penicillium egyptiacum, 1191 nucleotides. NCBI's taxonomy places the organism in Eukaryota, Fungi, Ascomycota, Eurotiomycetes, Eurotiales, Aspergillaceae. The record is from the annotation of a GenBank genome assembly.